Messenger RNA from Alternaria ventricosa, 1062 nucleotides. RefSeq lists its product as uncharacterized. The record is from RefSeq and is a predicted model, not a curated record. Lineage: Eukaryota; Fungi; Ascomycota; Dothideomycetes; Pleosporales; Pleosporaceae. The coding region runs from base 1 to 1062 and encodes 353 amino acids. The transcript has 3 exons.
AUGGCGAAAAGGAAGCGUGGAAAGCGGACGCCCAAGGCGCCAAAAUCCGUUCGCGAUGCGAAAAAGCGAGCUGACGCGCUUGCAGCUGAAAAUGCCGGUUCCCGAGUUGGUAGCGAUGCUGCCCGGGCUAGUGAGUCCCCAGGACCAGCUACCCAGGGAGACGACAUACUUCCCUCAGUUGAGAACGGGCCUCUGACCGGGCUCGGGAUCGAAGAGGAAGACGAUUUGCUUUCGGGGCAAGAAGGAGCUCGCGGACCGGUGGAAUGGACCGCGUCUCCUAGAGGCGAUGACAGACUGUUGAACCAGACUGUCUCUCCUAGGUCUAUCGCUGAUCUCACGAUCAAUGAAGACAACAUCGAGCGGGAAGAAGAAGAGGAAAACUCUUCGAGACAAGUCACAUGGAGUCUCUCACCCAGUGAAACGGGCCGGUUCUUACCCUCGGAUUCGCCAUCGGAAGAAGGGGAUGAAACCUUUCAACCGACUGGUGAUUAUUGUCUCGUCAUCUGUCGCCAGUCUUCGCAGAAGCAGGAACCAGAUCCAACGGGUAGAAGCGAAACCAAGUUAAAUUGGUUCAAGAAGGAGACGUCGGCUAGUGAAUGGGUCAAGUCGAUUCGCGGGUGGUUCCGCAAUCACUCUGACAGCCAUGUUACUUUGCUGAUCCGUUCAGUGGAUGGUCUGACCACCAACCAUGACACCUUCCUGAGUUUCCUGGAAAUGGUCGACCACUUCGGCGUGACUGCUGAGCUGGUAUUCCAGAUGAACAAGGUCUGCGAUGAGAUCAGACCAACGACAUUGCUCCCGUUCCCUGGUCUCGGUAGUCUCGCGGAGUUUUCAUCCCGGGACGUCCUUGACCACAUGAAGGGUAACGUGUUUUUGCCGGAAGUGGAGAGGCUUCUUGACAUCAUCGUCUUCAUCGGCAAAAGCAAGGCGCUAUCGCAGGGCAAUCAGGAUCGCAAUGAGCUCCCGGAUGACGAUUGCGAGUGUGCAGAAGAAGUCGAGCGCCUGGCAAGCGCCGCUGGUCGGAAGGGCAAGCCUCCAAAGGCGAAGCAGAAGAAAGGAUAG